This is a messenger RNA of Arvicanthis niloticus (Nile rat), 588 nucleotides long. The record is from RefSeq and is a predicted model, not a curated record. Lineage: Eukaryota; Metazoa; Chordata; Mammalia; Rodentia; Muridae.
AUGGACCAAAUGCAGAGAAUCCUGAACCAGCCCCUCCCCACCCCCACCAAGUCCAAGAAGAGAAGGGCAUCGCUGCUAUCUUUCUUUUCCAAGGUCUCUUGGAAACUGAGGUUGCAGAAGCGGGAGCCUUUGAAGAACAUGCUCUCCAUCUUGGCAGAAAGAGCCCGGGAUCCUAAGGCUAAAAAUCGCCGUCUAGCAAUGAGGGCCCUGGGUACUCUGGCCCGGGAAGCUCCUGACAAGCAAGUGAGAAAGUAUAAGAAAGUUAUGCUUGACCUCCUGGUACAUGGACUGUAUGAUCCUGUGAGUUCUGAAGUUAUCCACGAGAGUGUGAAGACUCUGAUCAUCCUGCUGGGCAAGAUCCAGGGCCAAGGCCUGGGCUCCUUCUUCAUAGACAUCACCCUUCAGACCCGGACUUUAUUGAAUGAUGCUUGCAAAAUGACUGUUCAAGCCUGUGUUCCGUAUCUGAAACUCAGAAAGGAGCUGAGUUUCCAAAGUGAAGAAGAUUGGAAGAACCCCAGGCUUUCCCGGCAGCUGAGCCACUGCCAUCCAGAGAUCCUGCUGUACUUCUAUGCCAACAAAAUCCUCUAA